AUAUAAACCUCUCCGCCCGGAGCUCUUCGCCAAGAAAUCGUCGUUAGGGUUUACUUCCGCCGCAACCUCAAGUCUUCGCAGUCCAGAUUGUGGCUCCGAUUGCUCACUUCAGUCUUUGCGAGGUCUCCACUCUCGCCUCGCGCUUCGUCAAUGGCGUUUUGGGGAGUGGAGGUGAAGCCCGGAAAACCUUACACUCACGUCCACGACCAAGCUCGCGGAAGGCUUCGCAUCGGCCAGGCGACGUUGGGAAAUGGUAAGGCUACCACAAAGAGCGUGGUGCAGUGCAAUGUUGGCAAAAAGAGUCCUGUUUUGCUUUGCAGUUUGAUUCCUGAUAAAACUGAGGCCUGUCCUCUAGAGCUCGAGUUUGAGGAGGAGGGCGAGGUUCUCUUCUCAGUCAUAGGGCCGAGAAGCGUCCACCUUUCUGGAUAUUAUAUUGGCAGUGGCCGGAGCGGCAGGGAUGGUGGAGACGAUACCGAUUCAUAUGGCGAAGAUAUUGGAGUGGACGAUUCUGAGAGCUAUGAGGAGUUUGACAGUGAUGAAGACGAGUAUGAAUCGGACUUCAUUGAUGAUGGUGACAUUGACAUGUUCCCACUCUCUCCUCGUCAUAAAAACAAUGUUGUAAUUGAGGAGAUUGUAGACGAUGAAAAACCAACAAAUCGAAAUAAUACGCGUCGACGUUUGAAGAAAAAGAGUCAAGUGAGUGAUACUGAUAAUGAGGAUGACAAUUCUCAGCUCCAACUGAUUGUCAAGCCUAAGAACACUGCAGUCGUUGAAAGUGAAGAUGAAGAUGGUUUUCCAAUCUCUUCUUUGUUAAGGAAAAAUGUGAACAAGAAUGAAUCUGGAGAUGAGAAAACAGAUAAGAAGACAGUCGAUGAAGACAAGAAAAGAAAGAUUGAUGCAAUUAGUCAAGAGACUGAACCUUCAAGGGGUGUUACUGGUGUUGAGCAGAACCAUGUCCUUGGUGAUAAUGUUGAAACUCAUGUGGGCGAAGGGAAGCGGAAAAAGAAGAAAGAGAAGACUGUGAAGGAGUACAAAGAACUUGCAGAAGAAGCAAUUAAAGGGGAUGCAAAUGCAAUUCCUAAUGCCAAUGGCGUAGAUCAAAAUCACCCCUCUGAAGCUGAGAAACCACUUAAUGAAAAUGACAGAAGCAGUGGCGGUAAAAAGAAGAAGAAUAGAAAGAAAAAAGCUAAAGAGGAAACUGCUCAUGAAAAAGUUGGUGAAGAGACUGGUUUGAACGAAACAGAAAUGAAUCAAGACACUACAGAGGUUAAAUUGGGUUCUGAUAGCGCAGAAGUGGAACAAUCUGUAAGAGAAGCACUGAAUGAUGAGGUUCCUGAUGAUAAAAGCCUCUUGCAAAAAGCCAAGAAGAAGAAAAAGGCAAAGAAGGGCAGUAACCCGCAGAAUGAUUCCAAUGUGAAGGAGCCUGUCAUUGCGCCAGAAGAACAUAAUCAUGAACACAAAACGAGAACAUUUUCAAAUGGUUUGUCUGUAGAGGAGCUCUCUAUGGGCAAGCCUGAUGGGAAGAAAGCUUCUCCUGGGAGUAAGGUUUUGGUAAACUAUGUUGGCAAGCUAAAGAAUGGAAAGAUUUUCGACUCAAAUGUUGGCACAAGACCUUUUAAAUUCCGCCUUGGUGUUGGGCAUGUCAUCAAGGGAUGGGAUGUCGGCAUUGCUGGUAUGCGAAUUGGGGACAAAAGAAGACUCAACAUUCCGCCAUCAAUGGGUUACGGGAACAAGAAUGUCGGAAAAAUACCAGCAAACUCAUGGCUCUACUUUGACGUGGAGCUGGUGGAUGUUAAAUGAACCAACUCCCAUUAAAUGAAUCAAUUUUGUCGAUUGAUACAAGAGGUAUAUUUGUUCUGAUGCCAUACUCUAUAGUUGGUGCCAUCAUCAUCUUAGAACAAAGGCAUAUCUGAGAUAGAAAUUUUGCCGUAUUAACUGGGAAUGGUGAUUUGUGGUCGAACAUUUCUAUCAAAAGACAAGUUUUUUUUUAAAAAAAUUUGUUUUGCUGUUUUUGAUAUGUGAAUUCAGACUUGCAAGUUCUUAAUCAAUUUGUCAUUUUGAUCUUUAAAAUUCACCUUUUCAGUUCUAAGAUAAUCAAAAUAUCUUGUAACUUAAAUCUUGUUAUUUCAUAUUGUAAUCUUCAGCUUAA
Molecule: messenger RNA, 2149 nt
Organism: Zingiber officinale
Lineage: Eukaryota; Viridiplantae; Streptophyta; Magnoliopsida; Zingiberales; Zingiberaceae
Product: peptidyl-prolyl cis-trans isomerase FKBP53-like
Exons: 12
Coding region: 151-1800 (549 amino acids)
Molecular function (GO): peptidyl-prolyl cis-trans isomerase activity
Source: RefSeq, a predicted model, not a curated record